Thelazia callipaeda (thelaziosis nematode) is the source of this 1374-nucleotide messenger RNA. NCBI's taxonomy places the organism in Eukaryota, Metazoa, Nematoda, Chromadorea, Rhabditida, Thelaziidae. The record is from the annotation of a GenBank genome assembly.
AUGGCGCUGGGAAUAAAAGUUAUUAAGGACAAGAGAGUUGAGAAUGUCAUGUUGAGUGUUGAUCGAGCUGACUAUUGCUUAAAAGAACCAUAUGAAGAUUCUCCGCGAGAAAUUGGAUACAAUGCCACCAUUAGUGCUCCUCAUAUUCAUGCUUUGGUGCUGGAACUACUGAAGGAUCAUUUGAAUGAUGGUGAUGUGGCAUUAGAUGUUGGUUCUGGUUCAGGGUAUUUAACAACUUGCAUGGCACUUAUGGUUGGUCAAAAAGGUAGAGUAGUUGGCAUUGAUCACAUUGGAGAACUCGUAGAUUUGUCAAAAAAUAACAUAAGUAAACAUCAUGGCUGUCUUCUGACAAGUGGCAGAAUAACAUUAGUUGCUGGGGAUGGUCGGAAUGGAUACAGGCAAGGUGCUCCAUACAAGGCUAUUCACGUUGGUGCAUUUGCGACAGAACUCCCUGAUGAGCUAGUAGAUCAACUUGCAUUGGGCGGACGUAUGAUAAUUCCAAUGGGUGACCUUCUUGAAGAUCAGCAUCUUAUUCAAGUGGACAAAAGUUUGACCGGUAAUAUCAAAGUUAAAAAAUUAUUUGGAGUUAUUUUUGUACCUCUCACUGAUAAACAAGAUCAAUUAAAACGUUUCGAAUUACCGACGGACAUUGAAUUGUUACUGUUCAGCUACGUUGUUGUCACAAUAAAUAUGGCGUGGCGUUCACAUGGGAGUUCUAACGUCUCGCUAGUGGAGAAUUUAACGAACAAUGGCUUGAUAGAAGAUGAACGAGUAAGGAUGACUAUGUUGAGAGUUGACCGAGCGGAUUUCUGCACGAGGAAUCCAUAUAUGGAUAGUCCAGAACCAAUCGGUUGUAAUGCGACAAUCAGUGCUCCACAUAUGCAUGCAGCUGCACUGGAACGACUAAAAAAUCACUUGAAGGAGGGUGAUAAAGCCCUUGACAUUGGUUCUGGUUCUGGUUAUCUUACUACAUGCAUGGCAUAUAUGGUGAUAGUUGGAGUUACUGGUAAAGUUGUUGGAGUAGAACACAUCAAACAGCUAGUAGAUCUGUCAAUUAACAACAUCAAGAAAAACCACGGCGAUCUGCUGGAUGGAAGAGUGGUAUUAGUUGAGAGUGAUGGACGCAAUGGUUUUCCACAAUAUGCUCCUUACAAAGCAAUUCAUGUUGGCGCUGCUGCACCAAAUGUUCCAGAUGAGCUAGUGAAUCAGUUAGCACCUGGAGGACGCAUGUUGAUCCCGGUUGGUGCACCACAUUGUGACCAACGCUUUCUUCAAGUUGACAAGGAUGAUUCGGGUAAAGUUAGUGUGGUUGAUCUCAUGGGUGUUAUUUACGUACCACUAACUAAUAAAGAAAAUCAAGUCGGACGGAAUUAA